This is a messenger RNA of Saccoglossus kowalevskii, 1718 nucleotides long. RefSeq lists its product as uncharacterized. Gene Ontology annotation, biological process: protein monoubiquitination. Lineage: Eukaryota; Metazoa; Hemichordata; Enteropneusta; Harrimaniidae. Gene Ontology annotation, molecular function: ubiquitin protein ligase activity. The record is from RefSeq and is a predicted model, not a curated record.
ACGCACUUCCGCCGUGGGAGGAUUUGUUUUCGUUUUAGCCGAAGCAGCCGAGUGUGUUUGUGUCGGUACAUUUGUCACGCCUCUGGACGUGUAGUAUACCGUUUACUACGAACCGUACAUACAGACAACUUUUAAUUGCCGGAACACCGGGCUAGUAUCGCCGGUCGUCGAAAUAGCUUUUAUUGCAAAGCGAGCGAUCGAUCGAAGACCGCCUUUUUGCUUUUCAAGUUUGGGUCAGAGACAAGACUAUCGCGGCCGCCGGGGAGGUCGGGCCUUGAUCAUCAAUAGUUCAACUUCCAAGUUGAUAAUUAGAUGAAAGUAUGAUGGAACAGGUAACUUAUCAAGUGGGAUGUGAUGUUGAUGGGGCAGUCAAUAAACUUUCACUGAUGGGGAUAGACGAAACAAGUCGAUCAUUGGUAACCAACGGAAAGUGUGAGAUGGAGAAGAAGGAGAUAGAAAUAGAUAUGAGAGUAGCAGUAUUCUGUACAGAAGAAGAUGAAGAGGAACGUUUAGAAUAUGGGAUUGUGAAGUACAUAGGAAUACUCAAACAUCAACAGCAGCCUUAUGUUGGCAUUGAACUGGAUAAUCCCAUGGGAUCAGGCAAUGGUAAAUUUGGUGGGGAACGACUGUUCAAAACAGAGAGAAACCAUGCUCUUUUUGUCUCAAUUGAAUCUGUAUUGCCAGCACAUCUUCUUGAAGAAGGUUCUACAUGUACUGCUCUUAAAAAAACCCAUGUUGUACAGAAACCUGCUUAUCCAUUCAAUCUCAGUGACUUCACUGACAAAUUCCUUACCUGCAAAUUAUGUGAAGAACUGUUUGAUGACGGCGAUAGAGUGGCAAAAGGUCUGCCAUGUUAUCACACAUAUUGUAAAACCUGUCUGGAGCACUACGUUAAAAAAAGCCCCGCCUUCAACUGUCCAGCUUGCCGGUAUAUAAUAACAAUGCCAAAUGAGGGAAUUGAUGGAUUUCCAAAUGAUUUUAACAAACAGAGUUUAAGGGAUUAUUUUUAUAAAGAACCCAAAAAAGAAAAUUCUGAAAAAACAGAAGCCACAGUUGUGCAAAACAGUGCAGAUGCCCUUGACCAAACAGGCUCAUCCAAUCAGAGAAGUCCAGGAGUGCAGUACAUGUAUCAACCACUUCCUGCUCAACAGCCAAUAAAUUGUCAUCAGCAAUGUUUUCCACAACGACCUCCAUUUCAAGAAACUGCUUUUCCAGACAGUAUUAACCAAGUAACCAGACCACAUGCUACAAAUUAUAUAAAUUCUGGUAUUAGAAGUGCUACUACAAUUCCAGUUGGUGCUUGUGGCUUAUUUUCGAAUCAUGACUCUGGUUCAUCAGGCGAUGUAAAUUUCAUGAAGACAGGUGCACCAUAUUCUAAUAGUACAGCAUUGCAUUAUGAUCCAUGCAAUGACAGAAACCUGGUACAGAAAAGAGAGCCUCCAUCACUGUCGAUACCACCUCACCACCAACAGCAGCAGCAGCAGCAGCAACAACAGCAGCAGCAGCAGCAGCAGCAGCAGCAACAACAACAACAACAACAACAACAGCAACAGCAGCAACAACAACAACAACAACAACAACAGCAGCAGCAAAAUGUGUUUCCCCAGUUUCAGUACACUCAACAAAAUCAAUUCAAGAGAUUCCCAGAAUUGUCAAUGCAACAUUCCCACCCAGGGGUUAGUACACAAAUCCAAAACUUCAAUCUGAACAUCAUUUAA